Molecule: messenger RNA, 1769 nt
Organism: Prinia subflava (tawny-flanked prinia)
Lineage: Eukaryota; Metazoa; Chordata; Aves; Passeriformes; Cisticolidae
Product: zinc finger protein 239-like
Exons: 3
Coding region: 16-1056 (346 amino acids)
Biological process (GO): regulation of transcription by RNA polymerase II
Molecular function (GO): RNA polymerase II cis-regulatory region sequence-specific DNA binding; DNA-binding transcription factor activity
Source: RefSeq, a predicted model, not a curated record
CCGCGGUCCAGGGAAAUGGGGGGAAGGGGGGUCGUGCUGGUGGUGGAGGAGGAGGAGGAGGAGGAGGAGGGAGAAAGGAGGAGGAGGAGCCGGAACAGGAAAAGAGCGACGGAGUUCGACCAGGGACGCGCAGAGCCCACCGCAGCUCCGGCCCCCGCAGCAUUGCCGGUGACCAGGGAGAGGGAGCUCACCCCAAAUCUCUCCGGGGGUCCCCGAGAGGAAUUCCCAUUGCCAGACUUUGGCUGGAUGGAGGAAGAGAAGGCUGUGAGGAGGAGGAAGUUAUCCCGGGAACCCCAGGCAGACAAGGAACCCAAGGAGGACAAAUCCCCUCAGCAGAACCUCGUGGAAGAGGCUGUUUUGAGUGGCUCCAUGGCACAGGAAUGCAACGGGGAGGAAAAGGCGCGGAGAUCCCGCCCGAGGAGGGGCUCCAAACCCAUGCCAGGGCGCUCCGAGGAGGAAGGACCCACCCUGUGCCAGGAAGGCAGCCAGAGAUGUGGCCAGAGCUCUGAGCUGGUGAUGCGUGAACAGCUUCACAACGGCAAGAAGCUGCACCAGUGCUCGGAAUGUGGGAAGAGUUUCUACACAAACUCUGGCCUGCUUCGGCACCAGAAGAUCCACAGUGUGGAACGGCGCUACGAGUGUGGGAAAUGUGGGAAGCGCUUCAGGGACACCUCUGACCUGCUCCGCCACCAGACAGUCCACACUGGGGAACGGCCCUAUGAGUGUGGGGAGUGUGGGAAGAGCUUCACUGCCAGCGCUAGCCUGAUCAUCCACCAGAGGAGCCACACUGGGGAACGGCCCUAUGAGUGUGGAGAAUGUGGGAAGAGCUUCGCAUGCUGCACCAGCCUGAUCUUGCACAAGAGGAUCCACACUGGGGAACGUCCCUAUGAGUGUGUGGAGUGUGGGAAGACCUUCACUAUGAGCUCCCACCUGAUCGUCCACCAGAGAGUUCACACUAGGGAACGGCCCUAUGAGUGUGGGAAGUGUGGGAAGAGCUUCGCUGUCCGGUCCAGCCUGCUUGUCCACCGGCAGAUGCACAGCGGAGAGAGGCCCUAACAGUGUCCUGAGUGUGGGACGAGCUUGUCCCAGAGCUGUGCCGUGACCCAAGAGCAAUGGAGGCACCAGGAAGGGAAGCCCUACAAGUGCCCCGCGUGCAGGAAGAGCUUUGUGCACUGCUCCAACUCCAUCCCCCGUUGGAGGAGCCCAUUGGAUGAUCCCCAGUGAGCCGGGUUGGGCAGAGCCUUGGGGAUCCACGAUCCUGGUGAUCCAUGGUGGGAAGACAGCUGGCUGGUGGUCUGCACAUCUUCCUGGGCCCCUGGGGGCACCUGGGCGCAGCAGGACAAAAAUCUCUUGGGAUGCAGACCAGCGUCAGGAAUUCAUUAGGGAUAGUGAAUUUUUUUACUUUUGACCUCAAGAAAUCCCACCUUUUGCAUCCUAUUGUUUCUUCUCUAGGCAUCAAGGAAUACUGGGAUGUCUUAAGAGUCUUUUCCAACCUAAAUCAUUCCAUGAUUCUUUUCUUUCUGAACCUUCCACAGGCAUUUUCCAGAGCCAAAUGGUGACUGAGUGGGACAAAAAAUGAAGAUUUUGGAGACAAUGGAGUUGAAACUCCUCUAAAAAGGGUUCUUUCCAGCCACCCAAGCACAUGGAUACUCAGCCAGCAUGGACACGUAAAUCCUUUUAUUUUGGCCUUCAUUUUCUUUCGUUGUUCAUUGUUCUUCAUCCUUUCACCCAACACUGGGGUAAAAAUAAAAACCUUGAUCUAAGACACA